This is a messenger RNA of Chanos chanos (milkfish), 2109 nucleotides long. RefSeq names its product WD repeat containing planar cell polarity effector (gene wdpcp). The coding region runs from base 1 to 2109 and encodes 702 amino acids. Gene Ontology annotation, molecular function: protein binding. The transcript has 17 exons. The record is from RefSeq and is a predicted model, not a curated record. Lineage: Eukaryota; Metazoa; Chordata; Actinopteri; Gonorynchiformes; Chanidae. Gene Ontology annotation, biological process: cilium organization; nervous system development; establishment of protein localization. Gene Ontology annotation, cellular component: axonemal basal plate.
AUGUCGUUCUGCUUGGCUGAGCUGCACUUGUGGUCCUCCAGGAGCACCCUGCAUGUCAAAGAUACAGAUAUUGGCACAUACCAGUUCUAUGAUAAAGGAGAACCAGCCAGCCCUUCAGAUCACCACUACUUCACUGAGAAGCAGCAGUUUCUGGAGAGUCGCGGUUACCCAUGGUCCCUCAGGAACCACCGACCGGAGAAGCUCCGGGAUGCCCUGAAGGAGCUGGAGGAACUGCUGCAGACUGGCCCAUUUGUGUGCUCCAGAUGGAGGAACAAACAGUUGUGUCAGAUGCUGCUAAGCUCAGGGGUGCUGGUGACCCUUCACCUGGGCGGAGCUCAGGUAGAGCGUGUAUCCAUUGACAAGGCCCUGGUGGGGCGUCUACCCACCGACACCAUCAGCCAUGCUGUUAUCACAGACCAGUUUCUGCUCCUCUCAUUGGUGGAGAAGAAUCAAGUGUGCCAGGUCUACCUGAACAGGAAGAGCCCGGGCUCUCCUGAGCCAGACCAACGGCUGGAGAAACUCUCUCCCUCUGAGCUAAAGAUCUCCAGUGUGGAUCUGCAGGGCAGUGCUGCUGGUGGCGGUGGUGGUGGGGGUCAUCGGGUGGGGCGACGCAUGGGCCUGAGUCGGGCCCAGGACCUGGCCAUUUGCUGGUGGCCAGAGGUUAAUGAGGAAGCCUGGCCUUGGUCGCCUAUCCCCAGCCAACAAGAACGUGCCAACUUGGUGCUGCUGGCCUGCUUACCCGCCCCAGGUCUUAAGGUGCUGAGCUCUAUUCGCACAAACGGUAAACCUCUAGACUGUUGUUUCAGCCUGACUCAGUCCUACCAGGUCCUCACAGUGGAGGUGUGUGAGGAGGCCCAUGACAGGAGAGCCCAGAACUGUGUGUAUGAGUGUGCCCGGGGCCGGCUCCAGCGCCUGUCCGUCAUCGCCCUGCCGCUCCCCUCCCGACCGGUCUGCUGCGCCCGUGACCCCUCAGAACAGCAGCUUGCCCUGGGUUUGCAGGACUCGUCUGUGGUGCUGUUUGACAUCCAACACGGACUCUCUCUCCAUGCCCUGUGUCCCAUGCUUCCCUCUCUGCUGGCUUGGCACCCCACCGCAGCCCUGCUGAUGGUGGGGAGCAGCCAGGGCGAACUGCAGGUUUUUGACAUGGGUCUCUCGCCCCUUCGCCUGCAGCUGGUGGCAGAGGAACCGGCCUCAGCCCCCGGCGCCACCCUGCAGCUCACACAGCACCUGUCCAUCUCUGGGGGCCUGGUCGGGAUGCAGUGGGCUUUCUCUCCGCUCUCUCAGGGAGGUGAGGGCCUGGAGGUACGUGACCUGCUCCUGCUCAGCUUCCAUGGUGGUCCACUGGCAGCACUGAGACUCAGACUGGGAGCUCUGAGUGGGAGUCAGCUGGGCCCUGUGGAGCUGGUGCACCAUCGGCUGCGCUGUGGGGAGGUAGAUGAGGCACUGGGAAUACUGGGAGCCAUGGACUGGGGUAUGAAGGGAACCGAAUGCUACAGAGUGUUGAUCUCUAUCACUGACUAUCUGCUUCGACUGCCACUGGAUCCUGACACAGAAGCCCAGCUGGAGGCUGCACUGGGGAUGUUCUAUGCCCCUUCCAAAGCCCUGACUGACACAGUUAUACUGGAGUACAGAGACCCCAUUAGCAGAUACGCCCGCCGCUUCUUCCAUCACCUACUCAGACAUGAGCGAUUUGAAAAGGCAUUCCUGCUUGCCGUGGACAUAGGAGCACGAGACCUGUUUAUGGACAUCCAUUAUGUGGCUGUAGAUAAGGGGGAAUUGGUACUGGCAGACGUGGCGAAGAAGAAGGCUAAUGAAAUCGAUGCAGAGUCGGUAACAUCUGGCUCAGAUGAACUGCAGGCUGUGUUUGGAAGAAGGACUGCAGUCUAUGACAGACACACAGACAAAACAUGGGACAAACAGGCUGAGAGCAAACCUCUCACAUGGAGCACUGAGGGAAGGAGUCAAGCCCCAACACACAGGAUCUCACAGGACGGCCUGCCAUCACGCACUGCUGCUGGAAGAAGGCAGGUGAAUAGAGAAGUGAAUGAUGUACUCUCAGAGACCCUGAGCAAUGAUCACACCUGGCCGUGUAAACAGACAGCCCUGUAA